Betta splendens (Siamese fighting fish) is the source of this 2406-nucleotide messenger RNA. RefSeq names its product zinc finger CCCH-type containing 10 (gene zc3h10). The transcript has 4 exons. The coding region runs from base 355 to 2007 and encodes 550 amino acids. Gene Ontology annotation, molecular function: metal ion binding. The record is from RefSeq and is a predicted model, not a curated record. Lineage: Eukaryota; Metazoa; Chordata; Actinopteri; Anabantiformes; Osphronemidae.
GCGUAUUAAUUAAUCCCUGGAAAACACGCGUAAAAGAAACAAAAAUGAAAAGUCUUUGUGGAUGUCAUCCGCUGCUUUUACCGCUAGAGGGCUUUAAACAGCAACUCCAGAAAACGGAAGUGAGGAGCGUCUUCUUCGUUGGAGAACGGCCCGUGUAACUUUGAGUCAUCCAGACGAAGGCGUUUUGCUGUGGAGCCAUUCAGCUAUCGGAUGAUGCUGGAGUAGAAGACUGAAUUAUUCCAAUCCACAUACAGCCCUCAGCUUCUUUACCAGCCUAUUUGAAUGUUUGUCAGGUCACGUCAGCCCCUGUAAUACACAUGAGUGCUAUUUUCUCCUUGAGCUGGGCCGAGCGCCAUGCCUGACCGGGACAGUUCCUACCUGUCAAGUGGUGGUGGGGGCGGUGGUGUUUUGUGCGAGGAAGGAGGACCCGUGUCUGGUUUGGCAGGGGGUCCGGCAGAGGGUAGAGGGGGGUCAGGAGGAAACGUUGGGGGAAACGUCUCAACCGGGGGCAUGGGAGGAGGCGGGGCACUCGGAAACGGCAGUAGUUGUGGCAACGGCGGCGCUGGGGGUCAAGGCGCAGGGCUGGCAUUAGAUGGUGUUUGCAGGGACUUCAUACGCAACGUCUGCAAGAGAGGGAAGCGCUGCCGCUUUAGACACCCAGAUUUUAACGAGGUACCUGAUUUGGGUGUGCAAAAGAAUGAAUUUAUCUUUUGUCAUGAUCAUCAAAAUAAGGAGUGCAUGCGUUCAAACUGCCGCUUUGUCCAUGGAUCUAAGGAGGAUGAGGACUAUUACAAGAAAACUGGAGAGCUACCCCUCAGCUUGAGAGGGAAAGUUGCAGCUCGAUUGGGUCUGUCCCCUAUGGAUCUUCCCAAUAGCCGUGGGGAGGUCCCCAUCUGUAGGGACUUCCUGAAGGGAGAGUGCCAAAGGGGCAACAAAUGUAAAUUUCGGCACGUGCAACGGGACUAUGAUUAUGAACCUCCCCGUGCAGGAGUGGGUGGAGUUAUUGGCUCAGGUGCUGCUGGAAUGGUGACUCCUGGGGGAGGGAUAGGUGGUGGAGGAGCUGGCGGCUGUGGAGGAAUUCAAGGACUUGUGGGAGGAGGAAGUAAUAUGAUUGGAAUGGGCUGCCCCAGUUUGAGCGGAUGCCGAGAACCUGGCAUACCGGGAGUUGGGGGUGUAAGUGGAGGAGGGAUAAGUGGUUGUCUGUCCAUGGGUUCUUCAGCACAAAGACGUUUUGACAGGAGCUCGUGUUCCGUGUAUGACCCCCUGCUCGAGAGCGGGCUGUUCGAGGCUGGUUCUCUGGAGGCCUCCAUGGACAGCACCGCUCUCCAAAUAAAGAGGCGGCGGUUGGAGGGGCUGCGCUUGGCAGAUGGUAGUGGAAGUGCUCCCUAUGAGCUGGGAGUUCAAGCCACCUUACCACCUCGCCCCCUGGAGUACAGGUUCCUGGAGGAAGAAAACUCCCUGCUGAGGAAAAGAGUGGAAGAAUUAAAGAAGCAGGUUACAAAUCUCAUUGCAACAAAUGAGGUUCUUCUGGAGCAGAACGCCCAGUUCAGAAGCCAGGCCAAGGUGAUGACGCUGUCUUCAACUCCUACACCCACCGAGCAGAGUCUUGCGCCCCCCGUGGGUGCCGUGAGUUCCUACAAUCACAGCAUUGCCCAAACUCACACCACCCUCAGCAGCGCAGGACUGCAGCCUCGGCCCGUCACUCAGCAGGACCUUGUCGCGCCCACUGGCGCCCCUGCGGCUCCACCAUCUAAUGCAGCCCCGCCCACAGCUCCUCCGCCCCACCUCAACCCUGAGAUCACCCCCCUCUCGGCUGCCCUUGCACAGACCAUCGCACAAGGGAUGGCGCCUCCUGUUUCUAUGGCACCAGUGGCUGUGUCUGUGGCACCUGUGGCCGUGAGCAUGACUCAGCCCAUGCCUGGCAUCACCAUGAGUCACGCCACCACCCCCAUGGUGUCGUACCCGAUUGCAAGUCAAAGCAUGAGGAUCACCACUCUGCCUCACUAACUGAUUUAUGAUCUGGACUGUAAGUUAGAUUGUUGCUCCCUCUGUGGGGAUUUCAAAAUGGAUGGCAAGAGCUAGUUCAGACGUUUCUCCACCAGAGGGCAAGAAAAUGACUUCCAUGUGCAGCCUCCCUCCUACUGUGUUCUCUGGCAACAAAUGUUUUUUACAGACAGACUGACCUAUGAACUCUAGCAAAUGUCUGUGUACCAAAGGGGUGAUUUUAAAACAAAGGUAACAAACUGGGAACCUGUGCUGUCAUUCAUAGUGCUUGUACCAUUUUUACAAGAGUGGUGACUUAGACACUUUAGAAGCUAUGUGUUUUCUGUUCUGUUCUUUGUGGAUUGUUCUCAUGUAAACCAUCUUUGUUACUGCACAUUUAAAAAAAAUGCCAACAACAACCAA